Rhizoctonia solani is the source of this 1854-nucleotide messenger RNA. RefSeq names its product phosphatidate cytidylyltransferase. The transcript is spliced from 11 exons. Gene Ontology annotation, molecular function: phosphatidate cytidylyltransferase activity. NCBI's taxonomy places the organism in Eukaryota, Fungi, Basidiomycota, Agaricomycetes, Cantharellales, Ceratobasidiaceae. The record is from RefSeq and is a predicted model, not a curated record. Gene Ontology annotation, cellular component: endoplasmic reticulum membrane. Bases 1 to 1854 code for a protein of 617 amino acids.
AUGUCUCGAGCCGAGCUCAAAGUCAAGCCGUCGUUCAGCUAUCUCGAUGUCGACCAGAUUGAAUCCGAGUCUGAGCCCGAGGUUGAGCUAGACACACCAGAGGAAUCAGACGCUCAAAAGACAUCUGCCCCUUUAACAAAGAGCGCAAAGAAGCGUGCACAAGAAAAGGCUCGUAUUGCAGCCCGAAAAGCCGCGAGAGCCGGGGCCCGGACGCCUGACACUCCACCACAAACUGAGCCAUCUCCUGUUGCUGAUCUAGCACCGACUUCAGCACCGGUACAAGCUUCAGAGCAAACCGUCACAGCUCCCGUUCAUAAACCGGAUCCAGUAGCCAUCAAAGAGGAGGCGCCAAAGGUCCCCGAACCAUCAAAGCCUCCACCUAAAGUACUACCGCCUGUAGUGACGUCAGUACGACCACCGAGUCAACCUCCCUUUUCGCCAAAUCUCCCCGCGGACAUACCGAAGCCUGCAUCUCCUGGUUUAUCUAGGAAGCGCAAGGCGGAUAACCCGGGUCCUGAGCCUCUGCCAAAGGAGAGCAAAGUAGAGCUCGAGAUACGGAAAGAUGAGCAAGGUGUUCAUGAAGUUCGCCCGCACGUUGUCCAAGGUCCAGGAAAUGGAACUGAUCACGAGAAGGGAAAGCGCAUGCAGAGUGCUAUCACACGUACAAUCUGGACACUAAUAAUGAUUGGAGGGUUUUUUGGGUUGAUGGCUAUGGGUCCCGCAUACCUCAUUCUACUUGUUAUGCUCUGUCAGACAAUCGUUUACCGAGAGGUUACUGCGCUAUUUGCAUUGACUGGACGGAAGAAGCUAAGCAGUCAAAAUGAUAUGGACGAUGAGGCUGCCCGUGAUCCGUGGAGCAAGACCAUCAACUGGUAUUUCUUCGCCGUCACAAAUUACUUCCUUUAUGGCGAAAGUAUUAUUUACUACUUCAAGCAUGUGAUCUUCGCGGAAGCCUCGUUUUUGCCAUUUGCCACAAACCACCGCUUCAUCAGCUUUAUGCUCUAUACCAUGGGCCUGGUUGGUUUUGUUGGAAGUCUGAAACGCGAGUACCUGAAGCAACAAUUUGGUUUGUUUUGUUGGGUUCAUAUGACUCUUCUUAUCGUGGUCGUCUCAAGUCACUUUAUUGUCAACAACAUUCUCGAGGGUUUGAUCUGGUUCUGGCUUCCGGCUUCACUCGUGAUCUGCAAUGACGUUUUCGCAUACAUCUGGGGAAUGACUUUCGGUAAAACGCCAUUAAUCAAGCUGAGCCCAAAGAAGACCGUCGAAGGCUUUGUUGGUGCCUUUUUCAGUACAUUGUUGUUUGGCUACUUGUGGGCAACGAUAUUUAUGAGGUAUAACUAUUUCAUCUGCCCCGUUCGUGAUAUCGGCACUGCAUCAUGGUCAAACGUGACCUGCAAGCCAAACCCAGUUUUCUUGUGGAAAGAGUACAAUGUAUGGCCCCCUUUGGGUGCUAUAUUUGCACCCGUACUCGGUCAUCCUUUACGCACGAUCCCAUAUACCCCCUUCCAAAUUCACGCCUUGUUUAUGGCCACAUUUGCAUCACUGGUCGCACCCUUUGGCGGCUUCUUCGCCUCGGGGUUCAAGCGCGCCUUUAACAUCAAGGACUUUGGACACAGUAUCCCAGGACAUGGUGGUAUGACGGAUAGGAUGGAUUGCCAGUUCCUCAUGGGAAUGUUCUCUUACGUCUACCUGUCUUCCGUUGUCAGAGUCCACCAAGUCACCGUGGGAGGUGUAUUACAAAGUGUGGUUUCCGGCCUGUCAGUUGAGGAUCAAAUUACUCUCGUACGAGACUUGCUUCACUACCUAGAGAGACAAGGGAUCUCUACACAACAAAUAGUAGGCGUACCUUCAUGA